AUGCCCUCGGCCGACACUGCACCCUCCCUCCUCUCGCGCCUCUCUCCCGCACCGCCUUACCCGGCCGUCUCGCGAUCGUCCCCCGGUCGCGAGCUCCCUCCCCACCUCCAGCACGCCCUCGACAACGACGUCCGCCUCGGCCGCAGCCCGCCCGCCUCGUCGAGCUUGCCCGCCUCGCCGCCAAAGCCCUCGGCCAUGUCGACGUCGCCCCCGAAACCCUCGACCUCGCCGCGCAAGGGCACCUCGGGCGCCCUGCGCUCGCCUCAGCCCGGGUCGCACCUCUCGUCGCUCCCGGACGACGUCCUGAGCAGGUCGGCGCAGCCCAUCCCGGCCGCGCGCAGCACGCGCAGCUCGCGCUGGGCCGCGAGCCCGCCCACCUCGCCCGCGCUCGGCGGCGCGAGCAGCUCGCCUCAGGCCGUCUUUGGCUCGCCGUCGUCGUCGCGCUCGGCCAGCGCGGCGGCGGCGGCGGCGGCGGCGGGCACGACGCCCAUCGCCAUCAAGCUCGGCACGUCGCCCGCGAGGAGCAGCGGCCUUUCGCCGCCCAGGGCGUCGGCGUCCGGCGCGCUCAACCAGAUCGAGUCGAUGCUCGCCCAGCUCAGGGCGACGCCGACAUCGUCGCCUCCCAAAGCGUCGACCUCGGUCCCCAAGGCGUCGUCGUCCCUUCCCCGGCACUCGCCUCUCGUCGUCGCGGCCUCGCCGCCGCCCAGCGUGCCCGCCGUCGUCCCUCCUCUUCCUGCGGCCGCGCCUCCACCUGCGGCCGUCGCGGCAUCGACCUCGCCCAAGAAGAAGGUGCUCGGCGGGCGCUCCAAGUGGGCUCGAGCGGACGACGAUGAGCCAGACGAGUUCGCGUCGGUCAAAGAGAAGGAGCAGCGGCAGCAGAGCGCCCCUGUCGGCGACGAGGCGACGGAAAAGGACGCGCCUGCACCUCGGCCACCACCUGUACCAGCAGUUGCACCCGCCGUGUCUACGGCACCCGCUCCCGAGCCGACGCCGGCUCCGGCGGCCCCUCCUCCUUCUGCGCCCGCAAUUGCACCUGCACCCGCACCCGCAUCUCCUCCCCUCGAGCACCGCCCCUCGUUCGCGCCGUCGGUCGCCACCAUCCGCACCGAGACGGCCAACGCGCACCUGAGCUGGGCCGACGACGACGACGACGAGCUCCCCGACCUCGACGACUGGGGCAUCCCUGCCUCGUCGCUCCCUCCUCCCUCCUUCGACGAGCUCGACGAGCCCGCGCCGCGCCAGCCUCCUUGGGCCGCCGCAGCUCCUCCGCCUCAUCAGCAGCAGCAGCAGCAGCAGCCGACGCUCCCGCCGCUCGGCGCGCGCAGGCGCUCGCAUAGCAACGCGAGCGGCGGCGGCGGCGGCGGCAGGCACGGUCACGGCCAUGGCCACGGCCACGGUCACGGCUCGGGGCGUCAAGCCCGCAGCCCGCCGAUCCAGCACGCCCAGCCGCCGCACCACGCCCUGCGCUCGCCGCCGACCUCGCCUCGCGUCGCCGCCGCCGCGACCCAGCCGCUCAAGCCCCCGAGCCGGCUCUUCGCGAGCGCAGCACGCGCCGCGACGGCCAGUGCCGGCGCCGCAGGAGCAGGCGCGAGGGAGCUCCCGCCGCACGUGAUCCCGCACCCGGCCCAGGCGCCCUCGUCGUCCGCCGCCGCCCCCGCGCCGCCGUCCAAGCCGCGCGAGCGCAUGGCGCCGUCGAGCACGCUCUUCUCGCGCCUGAGCGGUAUCGGCCCGCCGAGCGCUGCUGGGCCCGGGUCCGGGUCCGCGUUGGGCGCAGGCGGCAACGCGGGCGCAAAGGGCGCCGCGCCCACGCCCGGACAUGCAGCAGGGUCAGGCGCAGGCGCGGCGGCCGGCAGCAAGCGCCGCUUGAAGGCUGGCAAGCCGCGAGCGUCGGGCGCCGCUGCAGCCGCCGUGGGGGCGCCUGCGCCCUCGUCGCCCGCGCCGGCGCGCUUCGCGCCUGCGCCUGAGGGCGGGUCGUGGCGUGCGCGUGGGCCGGCCGAGGGUGGUGCGGCGGCGAGCCGGUGGGCCCAAUCGUGA
Molecule: messenger RNA, 2034 nt
Organism: Rhodotorula graminis WP1
Lineage: Eukaryota; Fungi; Basidiomycota; Microbotryomycetes; Sporidiobolales; Sporidiobolaceae
Exons: 1
Coding region: 1-2034 (677 amino acids)
Source: RefSeq, a predicted model, not a curated record